This is a messenger RNA of Eruca vesicaria subsp. sativa (arugula), 1359 nucleotides long. The record is from the annotation of a GenBank genome assembly. Lineage: Eukaryota; Viridiplantae; Streptophyta; Magnoliopsida; Brassicales; Brassicaceae.
AUGGCUUCACUCCAUCUCUUCCCCAACCUUCACCAUUUCACUUCCACCCUACACCGUAAGAAGAUAACUACACCCCACACUCGAAACCUACUCCCAUCUCCCAAAGCUUCAAUUAACGGAGCAUCAUCACCACCCAAUCGCAAACCGAAAACUAAAAAGAAACAAACCGAAGAGGUUAAUCCCGAUUCGGAUCCGGCAUUAACAGACUACGACGACGGAAUCGACUUCCCAUACUCCGAUCCUCCCCUCGUAUGCUGCUUCGGAGCCGUGCAGAAGGAGUUCGUCCCCGUGGUCCGAGUCCACGACAACCCGAUGCACCCCGACAUCUACUCCCAGUGGAAGAUGCUCCAGUGGGACCCUCCGGAGUUCGGGAGAGCUCCGGGGGGUCCGCCUUCGAACGUGGCGAUAUCCCACGUUCGGUUGGGAGGGAGGGCGGCGUUUAUGGGGAAAGUUGGUGGGGAUGAUUACGGGGAAGAGCUUGUUUUGAUGAUGAAUAAAGAGAGGGUUCAGACGAGGGGUGUGAAGUUCGAUGAGGAGGGUGCGAGUACGGGUUGUACAAGGGUUAGGAUUGUGUUUGAGGAUGGGAAGAUGAAGGGGGAGGUUGUGGAGGAGCCUCCUGAGGAUUCUCUUCUUGCUUCGGAGUUGAAUUUGGCUGUGUUGAAAGAGGCGAGGAUUUUCCAUUUCAAUUCAGAAGUGUUGACUUCUCCCACAAUGCAGUCAACUCUAUUCAAGGCAAUACAAUGGUCCAAGAAGUUCGGAGGGCUUAUUUUCUUUGACCCGAAUCUUCCGUUACCAUUAUGGAGGUCACGCAACGAGACUCGGAAGCUGAUCAAGAAAGCAUGGGAUGAAGCCAACAUCAUAGAAGUCUCGCAGCAAGAGCUUGAGUUUCUACUUGAUGAAGAGUACUACGAGAGGAGAAGAAACUACACACCGCAAUACUUCGCUGAGGAUUUUGAGCAGACAAAGAACCGGAGAGACUAUUACCAUUACACACCUGAGGAAAUCAAGCCGUUGUGGCACGAGAAUCUGAAGCUACUGGUUGUGACUGAUGGAACACUUCGGCUUCAUUACUAUACUCCUAAGUUUGAUGGUGUUGUGGUUGGAACAGAAGAUGUGCUCAUAACUCCUUUCACUUGCGAUAGAACAGGUUCUGGAGAUGCUGUUGUUGCAGGCAUAAUGAGGAAGCUGACGACUUGUCCUGAGAUGUUUGAGGACCAAGAUGUGUUGGAGAGACAGCUCCGGUUUGCCGUCGCUGCUGGGAUCAUAUCCCAGUGGACGAUUGGUGCAGUUAGAGGCUUCCCAACUGAAAGCGCGACACAGAAUUUGAAAGAGCAGGUUUAUGUUCCAUCAAUGUGGUAG